This is a messenger RNA of Parathielavia appendiculata, 474 nucleotides long. RefSeq lists its product as uncharacterized. Lineage: Eukaryota; Fungi; Ascomycota; Sordariomycetes; Sordariales; Chaetomiaceae. The transcript is spliced from 2 exons. The record is from RefSeq and is a predicted model, not a curated record. The coding region runs from base 1 to 474 and encodes 157 amino acids.
AUGCGCUCGCUCACCUGCGUGCUCUCCUUCGUCACCCUCGUGGACCUGUCACUUGUGGUCUCGUUUCCAUACCACUCAAAACGCUUGCUGUACGACAUCAGCAGCCAGCAUACAGACGGAGCCUACUUCAAUGAUGUCUCCCAAUUCAAGUUCGAGCCUUACAACAUCACUGAAAUCAGUAUCUUCUGCGACCGACCGGGCCCAGCAUUCGACUACUCCUGCAAUCUUACAUUCAACUGGUUCGACCCCAACUCGGUCAGAGAGAACCGUGUCACGUCAGGUACCUGCCACAUAUCGUGGUCGUGGGACGGAACGACCAAGCACAAUGCGACCUGGGACGGCAGCAACCCCGUCGCCAAAUACUGGGGAUGCUGGAUCGACGAGGAGACCUACUUCAAGGCGGCUGUUCCCGGAUUCUGGCAUCCCGGCAACUUUUCGCUGGAACUUUCGCACCACUACAAGGACGACGAGUGA